AUGUAUAUCAAGCAGAUAACCAUUCAAGGCUUCAAGAGCUACAAAAAUCAGACCGUGGUCAAUCCUUUCUCCCCGAAACUCAACGUUGUCGUCGGUCGCAAUGGGUCGGGCAAGAGCAAUUUCUUUGCCGCUAUCCGAUUUGUUCUCAGCGAUGCCUAUUCGCAGAUGGGACGCGAAGAGCGACAAGCCCUUAUCCACGAAGGAUCUGGUUCCGCAGUCAUGUCGGCCUACGUGGAGAUAGUGUUUGAUAACUCGGAUGGCCGCUUCCCUACCGGAAAUGACGAGCUCAUCCUGCGCCGGACGAUCGGUCUCAAGAAAGAUGAAUAUUCGCUCGACCGCAAGAAUGCGACGAAACAGGAUGUGGUGCAGCUGCUGGAAAACGCUGGAUUCUCGCGCGCAAACCCAUACUACAUCGUCCCUCAAGGUCGCAUCACCCGGCUGACCAACAUGAAGGACUCGGAGCGUCUGGACGUCCUAAAAGGCGUCGCUGGCACCCAGCUAUUUGUUGCCAAAAAGGAAGAGUCCCAGAAGAUCAUGAGCGACACCAACAAUAAACUCGCCGCCAUUGAUCAGACGUUCGAGCAGAUCGAAGACCGUCUCAAGGAACUCGAAGAGGAGCAAGCCGAACUCCGGGAUUUCCAGGAGAAAGACCGCGAGAAGCGUGCACUCGAAUACACCCUGUUCCAUCGAGAGCAAGAUGAGAUCAAUAGGGCGCUGGCGCAGUUGGAAGAUCGGAGAGUGGGCGGUAUCGACGAAGUCGACGAGAAUCAAGAACGUUACGCGCAGGGAGAGGACGAUCUGGCCAGGAUUUCGCAGCAAAUUCAGCAACUCAAUCAUCAGAUCCAGGCAGCGCGGCUUGAGAAGAGGCAAUAUGAAGAUGAAAAGCGAGAGAAGACAAAAGCACGAGCGCAGGUCGAGCUGGAGGAGAGGAAUCUCGUCCAUGGACAAGCUGCGGCCGAACGUGCCAUGCGGGAUCGUAACAAAGAGCUGAAACAAGUUCGAGCGCAGAUCCAGGAGAUCGAACAGGAACUGAGUACCAUCAUUCCACAAUUCGAGGCGGAGAGGGCUAAGGAACAGGCCGUCAAAGCGCGGCUCGAGGAAGCGACUGCCACGCAGCAGCGGCUCUACGCCAAACAAGGGAGGAAUGCUCGUUUCAAGUCCAAGAGAGAUCGGGACAGCUGGCUCCAAACGCAAAUCGACGAAACGUUCCAGUCCCUGUCCCGUUUCAAAGCCACUCGGAUGCAGACGGCCGAGGGCAUCGCAGACGACGAAAAACAGAUUGCCACUCUCGAGAAGGAGUUGGAAACCCUCCAGCGGCGACUGGGCGCGCAGGACCAUUCUAUCGACGAAGAGAUCCAAGCGGCCAAUGAAAGACGAGACAUGCUGAUGGACGAGCGAAGGGGGCUGUGGCGCCGGGAAGCGCAGUUGGACUCGGAAUACGCAGGGGCCCUGGAUGACCUGAGAAAGGCUGAACGCAACCUUUCGCACAUGAUGGAUGGCAACACCAGCCGAGGUCUGGAGGCCAUUCGGCGCAUCAAAGAGCAGUACAAUCUGGAUGGUUGCUACGGUCCGCUGGCGGAACUGAUUGACGUUCCUCAGCACCACACGGCCGUGGAGGUCGUCGGAGGAACUUCUCUCUUCCAUUACGUCGUGGAUAAUGACGACACGGCGAGCCGGGUCAUGGAGAUCUUGAAUCGAGAGCGCGCCGGUCGAAUCACCUUUAUGCCGCUGAAUCGACUGAAGGCGAAGACGGCCAACUUCCCCAACGCGCAAGAUGCAAGACCGCUCAUGUCACUCAUCAAUUACGACAAGAAGUUCGAGAAGGCCGUCCAACAUGUUUUUGGCAAAUCAAUCAUCGCCCAGAACCUCAGCGUCGCGGCGCAGUACGCUCGGACUCAUGGCUUGACCGCGGUGACUCCAGAGGGCGACCGGUCAGACAAGAAAGGUGCAUUGACUGGUGGCUACCACGAUGUCCGCUCGUCGAGACUCAAAGCAAUGAAGGCGGUGGUGGCAGCCCGGGAGAAAUUCGAAGCCGUCAAGGCGGAGGGCAACAGCAACAAGCGGAAGAUUGAACGGAUCGACCAGACCAUCACCAAGGCCAUGAGUGAGGUUCAGAAACUGGAGCAGCAAAAGAACCAGUCUCAAAGUGCGCAGGUCAUGGUCAGGCAAGAGAUCAGAAGCAAGAUGGACAUGCUACAACGCAAGAAAGAAGACCUCGAGGCGAAAAAGAAGCAAGAGGCGUCGAUUGCGGCCAACGUCAAGAUCCUGACUGACCAACAAAAUGCUUACCAAGCUGAGUUGGGCUCCGACUUUAAGAAAGCACUGAGUGCGGCCGAAGAGAAGCAGCUGGAGGAUCUUGCCGUCAGCAUCCAGAACCUGAGGCGCGAAUACAACGAACUGUCGGCAUCGAGAGCGGAAACCGAAACCAGAAAAGCGGACUUGGAAGCUCGAUUGACCUCCAGCCUGAAGCCUCAACUGGCGGCGCUCGAGACUGACGAUGUGGACGAAGAAGCAGGCAGUUCCUCCCACCUCCGAGCCAAGCGCGCGGAAUUGGCACGUCUGACCAAAGAGCUCGAAAAGAUCCAAGGUUAUCUGGAUGAGCUCGAGGAGAGGUUGGAGUCUUCGGCGGCCCAGGUCGCCGAGCUUGAGGCUCAGGAGGUCGAGGUCAGACGACAACAAGAAGCAUUGGCCAGGGAGAUUGAACGCCACCAGCGCCGUCUGGAGAAAUCCGUCCAGAAGAAGGCUGCUCUGUUGGCCUCGAAGCAGGAGACCUUGGAGAACAUCCGCGAACUCGGCGCCAUCCCCGAGGACUUGCGGACGAAGUACCAGAAUACCGACUCGAAUGCUAUCGUGAGGAAGCUCCAGAAAGCAAAGGAAGCCCUGAAGAAGUACAAUUCCGUCAACAAGCAUGCCUUUGAGCGCUAUCGAAAUUCGAUGAAGCAGCGGGAAGAGCUGACUGCACGACGAAAAGAGCUUCAGGCCGGGAGGACAUCGAUCGAGACCCUGAUCGAAAGUCUGGAUCAGCAGAAAGAUGAAGCGAUUGAGCGCACAUUCAAGCAGGUCAGCAAGGCGUUUGCAGAAGUGUUCCAGAAGCUGGUCCCUGCCGGUCGGGGUCGAUUGAUCAUUCAACGAAAAGCCGACAAGAGGCAAGCAGACGACGACGAUGACGAACCGGAUGCCGGACCUGCUAACAGUCGCGGGGUGGAAAACUAUACGGGCGUGGGCAUCAGCGUCAGCUUCAACAGCAAACAUGACGACCAGCAGCGAAUUCAACAGUUGAGUGGUGGUCAGAAGAGUCUUUGCAGUCUUGCCCUCAUCUUUGCCAUCCAGGCCACUGACCCGGCACCGUUCUACAUCUUCGACGAGAUUGACGCGAAUCUCGACGCCCAGUACCGAACUGCUGUGGCCGACCACCUCUUAUACCUGGCGAACCGGGCCGAAGAGGAACCCAUGAAUGGCGACGACAAACCCAUGGGCGGCCAGUUCAUCUGCACCACAUUCCGACCUGAAAUGCUGAGGGUGGCUGACAAGUGUUUCGGCGUGCGCUUCGGUAACAAUGUGAGCAGCAUUCGGGAGGAGACGAAGGAGAAUGCAUUGGAUUUCAUUGAGAGCCAGGCACAAUGA
Messenger RNA from Fonsecaea erecta, 3624 nucleotides. RefSeq lists its product as hypothetical. The record is from RefSeq and is a predicted model, not a curated record. Lineage: Eukaryota; Fungi; Ascomycota; Eurotiomycetes; Chaetothyriales; Herpotrichiellaceae. The transcript is spliced from 3 exons. Gene Ontology annotation, molecular function: protein binding; ATP binding; ATP hydrolysis activity. Bases 1 to 3624 code for a protein of 1207 amino acids. Gene Ontology annotation, biological process: mitotic sister chromatid cohesion. Gene Ontology annotation, cellular component: chromosome.